AUGGCUGCCACUACAGGGCACUGCAUUGCAAGGUUCAUAGACCCAGAACCAAUGAAAUACUCCAUCUCAGCCAUUUCUAUUAGACAAUCUGUCAAUGUUUUCAAAAAAAGAAACCUGCUCUGUUCAAUGUCCAUGAAUGGUUGCCAAGGUGAACCCAGACUACCGGUGGGCACCGUCGAAACGCGCACUUUACCGGCAGUUUUGAGCCCUGCAUUGGCCGUGGACCGCCUCAAGUCCGCCGUGUCAGAAUUACAAUCCGACCCACCUCCGUUCGACUCUGGAAUCAUUCGCCUCCAGGUGCCAGUCCAAGAGCAGAUUGAAGCACUUGAUUGGCUUCAUGCCCAAAACCAGCUUCUACCACGCUGUUUUUUCUCAGGCAGGAGCCAAAGUGUUGGUUCUGAUUUACUUGUUGAUGUAAAUCAAAGAAUCAAUGGAAAAGGCCAUACUUCAUCUGAGGGGCACAAACUUAUCAGUGUCGCUGGCAUUGGUUCUGCUGUCUUCUUUCGCCAUCUCCAUCCAUUCUCAUUUGAUGAUUGGCGAUCCAUAAAGAGGUUCCUCUCUGAGAAAUGCCCUUUAAUUCGUGCUUAUGGAGCCAUCCGCUUUGAUGCAAGGGCUAACGUAUCACGUGAAUGGGAGGCUUUUGGUUCAUUUUACUUCAUGGUUCCACAGGUUGAGUUUGAUGAGCUUGAAGGAAGUUCAAUGCUUGCCACAACCGUUGCGUGGGACAAUGCCAUCUCAUUGACAUACGAAAAGGCAGUUGCUGCACUUCAGGCUACAAUGCAACAGGUCUCCUCUAUUGUCUUGAAGUCACAAAAUGAAGUACCUAGUACAUUCAUCCUCAGCAAUAAUCACAUUCCUGGUAAAACAUCUUGGGCUCUUGCAGUUAAUAGAGCUUUGCAGAUGAUAAACAGUAGCAACUCAUCCCUCAAUAAGGUUGUGCUUGCACAAAGCAGCAAUGUUAUGACCACACCUGAUAUUGACCCUUUAACUUGGUUGUCUUGCUUACAGGUUGAAGGACAAAACUCUUACCAGUUCUGUCUUCAGCCUUCUGAUGCACCAGCAUUUAUUGGGAACACUCCAGAGCGACUAUUUCACCGAAACAAGCUUAGCAUUUGUAGCGAGGCUUUGGCUGCAACCCGAGCUAGAGGGGGAUCGAAGGCCCUAGAUCUUCAGAUAGAACUUGAUUUACUUUCCAGUCCUAAGGAUCACCUGGAAUUUACUAUUGUGCGAGAGUGGAUCAGAAGAAAACUAGAGGCAA
Molecule: messenger RNA, 1258 nt
Organism: Ilex paraguariensis (yerba mate)
Lineage: Eukaryota; Viridiplantae; Streptophyta; Magnoliopsida; Aquifoliales; Aquifoliaceae
Source: the annotation of a GenBank genome assembly